AGGAAUAACCACUGUCAGAUAUGUUCAUAUUCUGGCACUAUCUCGCGUUCACACUACAACGUGACAAAGAGGGAGAGAGAGAGCGCGCGCGCGCGGGAGAGAGAGAGGCCGUUAGUUAUCUGCAAGGAGUUGAAAAUCAAGGAAGAGAGGAAAAACCCAGGUAAGAAAAGCAAGACAGAGAAACGAAUUAAGAUACAGUAAGAGCGAGGAGCAACGAAUCUGUACUAUACCACCAAACAUAAGAAGUCGGUUUAAUCUGGAGGCGUGAAAGGGUUGUUGGCGACAAUUCUUGCUGCCGUAAGAGAGCAAUGGGAGCUGUAAAAUUCAUCUCAAAAACAGAAUACUCGCCGGAUUUCGACCUCUAAAAGCUCAGAUCGCUAGUGGGAAAUGGUUAUCGGAACAAGAUGGACUAGCCGGAGCCUUUGAAUUCAUGUUAAUGUUACCCAGCAGUCUUAUUUUAUGUUUUUUCUCACACAUUACGAGCAAAUGAUGUGCAGAAGACUUGCUCUUGGUGUUGAUCGAUUUGAAGCGAAGUAUGUCUUUUAUGUAAAAAUACUUGGCUCCGGAUGUUGCGAACUUGAAACUGGGAUGAGCUGGAAAAGGACAUGAACAUGGAAAAGCAAAAGACAACGGAAAUGAUAAAGCUGAAGCCCUAUGAUUUAACUAGUUGAGUCCCUUUGUUCACUGGUCCGAAUGUAAAAGAAAGUCCAAGUGCGAGAGUUCAAUCUGCAAUUUGAAGCAGCCGGUAAUUCGGCUUGAGUUGAGAGCAUGGUUUCAGAUUUUGACAAUAAUUGGUUGCGCUUCUGAUGCAUAGCAUCAUUAUCAUCAUCAAUUAUGGAACCUGAAUUGUCUGGAUUCUGAGAAAUUGCACCUGCUUGUACUUUAUGCAUGUCUGGCCCUCUGGCCCAUGCUGAUGAUGAUAAUGGAGUAUGUUCCUAUUCUUGGCAAAGACAUUGUCCUCAAGGUACAAGUUCUUUUGAUGAUAGAGAACAUUCUCCCAUGCAGUUUGAUGAUCGGGAAUCCCCAUGUAUUGGAUCCAGUAUUAGUGGGGUUCAGAAAGUGGUAAUUCCAAGUGGGGAUCUGUAUUAUGGAUCUAUUCUGGACAGAAUGCCACAAGGCUUUGGUAAGUAUUUUUGGUGUAAUGGCUGCAUUUAUGAGGGUGAAUGGAGCAGAGGAUUGAUAUCUGGACAUGGUAGGAUUACAUGGCCUUCUGGAGCAAUUUAUGAAGGGGAACUAUUUGGUGGUUAUAUGCAUGGCAGUGGAGCAUAUACUGGAUCCAAUAAAGCCUCAUACAAAGGUGGAUGGCAUUUUAGUAUCAAGCAUGGAUCUGGCAGAAAAAGAUUUUCAAAUGGAGAUGUCUUUGAGGGUUGUUGGGUUGAAGGUGUAAUAGAAGGGCCUGGAAAGUAUGUAUGGGCUAAUGGAAAUGUUUAUAUCGGUAACAUGAAAGGUGGAAAGAUGUCCGGGAGAGGUAUCCUUACUUGGACAAAUGGAGAUUCUUUUGAAGGAAACUGGAUGGAUGGCAUGAUUCAUGGCUUUGGGGUCUAUACUUGGGCAGAAGGUGGCUGCUAUGUUGGAACAUGGACAAGGGGGUUGAAAGAUGGGCAAGGAACAUUUUAUCCUAAGGGUGGAAUGCUUCCUGCAGUACAAGAUCUCUACCUUAAUGCUUUAAGAAAAGGUGGUCUGUUGUCAAAUUUGACAAAGCAGCCCCACAGUCCACAUAGUCAUCAUGCUUCUUCUGCAGCCAUGGGAAACUUCAAGCCUCAGAAGCCCCCUAGACGUUGUCAGAGUUCACCCACUAACCUUCCCAAAGAUCUUGACAACUCCAGAAACAUGUCUUUGGAACGACACUGGAGUCUUGAAGCUGCAAUUGAAAAGAUGGUUGGUCGAGAUGCAUCAACUGCGACAGAAACCAUUGCAGAGGAAAGCGAGGAGGACAUGGAUCUGAAUGUACCUGUUGUGGAAAGGGAGUACAUGCAAGGUGUUCUCAUUAGUGAGCUGGUAACCAACAAUGCUGUAAUGUCUUUAACCAGGAGCGCCAAGAAGAGACAGAGGAAACUUGCAAAGGAGAUCAAAAGACCUGGUGAAACCAUCAUUAAAGGCCAUAGAAGUUAUGAUCUGAUGCUCAACCUUCAGCUUGGGAUCAGAUACACUGUGGGAAAGAUCACACCCAUACAAAGAAGGGAGGUUCGAGCAUCUGAUUUUGGUUCUCGAGCAUGCUUUUGGAUGAAUUUUCCUAGAGAAGGUUCCCAACUGACACCUUCUCAUCACUCAGUUGAUUUUAAGUGGAAAGAUUAUUGUCCAAUGGUCUUUAGGAAUCUGCGUGAGAUGUUCAAAAUAGAUGCAGCAGAUUAUAUGAUGUCUAUUUGUGGAAGUGAUGCACUUAGAGAGCUUUCUUCUCCUGGAAAGAGUGGGAGUGUAUUUUUUCUUUCUCAAGAUGACAGAUUUAUUAUUAAAACCCUUCGAAAAUCUGAAGUUCAGGUUCUUUUGCGGAUGCUUCCAGACUAUCACCAUCAUGUGCAUAGACAUGAUAAUACUCUUAUAACAAAAUUUUUUGGGCUUCACAGAAUCAAAACUGGUGGCCAGAAGUUUAGGUUUGUCGUUAUGGGCAACAUGUUUUGCACAGAACUGAGAAUCCAUAGAAGGUUUGAUUUGAAAGGUUCAUCCCAAGGGCGUUCCACAAACAAAAUAGAAAUUGAUGAGAAUACCACUCUCAAAGAUUUGGAUCUGAACUAUCAAGUUUAUCUGGAGCCCUCUUGGCGUAAGGAGUUGCUACAGCAAAUAGAUCUUGAUUGCAAAUUCUUGGAAAGCCAAAGGAUCAUGGAUUAUAGUCUUUUACUAGGUGUACACUACAGAGCUCCGCAAUAUCUACAGUCAUUCAUAAAUGACCAGGAAGCUGAUGGACCAGGAGGAUUUUGUAAACCUUCUCAAGAUGGUAGAUUACCUUCACUUAAUAAAGCAGCUGCACAUGAAGAUGAAAUUUCUGCCUGCCCACAAGGCCUUCUUUUGGUUGCAAGGGGACCUCAUGAGAAUGGUGCUGUAUUCGGCCCUCACAUGAGAGGUAGUAGGCUACGAGCAUCUGCUGCUGGCAAUGAGGAAGUGGAUCUUAUCCUGCCUGACAAUCCAAGGUUGCACAUCCAGCUUGGUGUGAAUAUGCCUGCUAGAGCACAACGUAUUAGCAAGCAAGACAAAAAUGACUUGUUCCAUGAGGUGUAUGAUGUUGUUAUCUGUCUUGGCAUCAUUGACAUAUUGCAAGCGUACAACAUGAAGAAAAAAUUGGAGCAUGCCGUCAAAUCACUUCAAUUUGAUUCCUGCUCCAUCUCAGCUGUGGACCCCAAGCUUUACGCUGCCCGUUUUAAAAAAUUUAUUGAAUAUGUAUUUCCUACAAAUCCAUGAGAACAAAACCAUCUUGAAAUUGUUUUCCGUAAGAUUCGUUUAUCUAGUUCAGGGACAUUUUCGAACCAUCUAAAUGGUUCCAGCUGUGAGUUCCUGGAAUGAUCUGAUAAUAAACGAGAGCAUAUAACAACACAUAUACCCUUGGUCUUCUAUCAUGUUGUUGACAUGCAGUGCAUCUAUUGUCAACUUUAGAAUCAGCAGCUUAUUGUGAACACUCAGUUAACCGUUCCUGCGCAUAUAGUGCUUUCUCUUUCCUGAA
Nymphaea colorata (pocket water lily) is the source of this 3652-nucleotide messenger RNA. Its product is annotated as phosphatidylinositol 4-phosphate 5-kinase 9-like. NCBI's taxonomy places the organism in Eukaryota, Viridiplantae, Streptophyta, Magnoliopsida, Nymphaeales, Nymphaeaceae. Gene Ontology annotation, biological process: phosphatidylinositol metabolic process. The transcript has 10 exons. Bases 889 to 3393 code for a protein of 834 amino acids. The record is from RefSeq and is a predicted model, not a curated record. Gene Ontology annotation, molecular function: ATP binding; 1-phosphatidylinositol-4-phosphate 5-kinase activity.